AUGAACACCAAGUACCUUUCCGUACUUUUCCUCUCCAUCCUCGUCGGCCUCGUGUCUGCGAGCCCGGCUCCUGCUCCUGCUGAGAAGCGCCUUGAAAAGCGCCAGGGCGACGGCUCGGGCCCCGGCAGCUGCCAUCCCCGCGCGCCCGUCCACCAGGCAACUGACUGUCCACGCAGGAUACCCCCACAUCCCAUUCUCGAAGCUCCUCUUCGUACCAUUUCUUCUCGGACCUCGCUUGGAUCAGGCUGCGGUGGCGUGGCGAGGGAUAGCGCCAGUUCUUGUUGGAAUCCUCCGCGUCAGCCUGCAGUAUCGCUCCGGAGCUCAUUUGGCGUGAUUCGCUACUCGCUUUCCGUCUCUGACAUGCGCCACGCCGAGUCGUCUAUCAUCGCGAGCACAAGGUUUGCCGAGAGUAGCAGGCGGUCACGCGUGCGCAGCUGUCCGCCUCCAUUUUCGUUGUUCGCGGCUCUUUCUUGUGGCGUCUUCUCGUCCUUGCGAGGCGGACAUGCGGGCGCUGAUCAGCGAGAGGAAGAACGACACGCAGCCGGCGAUGACGAUGAGCGCGAAGCGAGGAGAGGCUUCUCCCCAGAACCAUGGAGACGGGAGUGGUUGCACAGUGGAGGAACUGCCGUCGCGCGCGUCGGCUGCGCUGUGGAUAGAUCGCCCGCGAGAUCGACCACUGCUGCCCUGGCACAAACAUCGUGCUCGUUCACGACGUACGUGUGCCGUGCGGGGGAGAUAAAGACGGAGGCGGGGCUUAGAGGCUCGUGCGAGGAGGAUGCGGAGCGGUGUGGGGAGGCGGUCAGACACACGCAACUCACGAGCGACGCCGUGCUCGUCACCCACUCCUGCUUCUCUGGCGUAAUCGCACGCACGCACGCUGCUCACCGGCCAAUGUCAUUCUCGUCACUUGCAAGCGCCGGGUCUUCCGUAAUGCUGUGGGACCUCGCCGACGAGCUCGCCUUUGGACUCAUCCAUCACGACAAACCGGCCACGGAAGUCGACCUUACUGGAUGCUUGGCCGGGUGGGGCAUUGGGCAGUUGAGGAGGAUGGGUAUAUGCGCCCUGGGUGGUGUCCCAGACGAAGUAGGCGUGCUGCCCGAGGAUUUGGUCAAUGUCUCGAUAGUAUCCGCGCGGUUCGAACCAUCGAGGGUGACUGUCAAGAUAGAAAGAUACGCACGCGACGCGACGUGUUCUGCGAGCUGGACAUUGUGCUCGAGACUGAGCGUCCGGGGGGAGGCGCUGUCGAAAAUGAGGGUCACGUUGGGAGGUUCGAGUAGGGUGAAAAUCGACGAUCCAGCGAUUGGCAACCUAGGCAUUGCCGACAAGAGGCAGCAGUAUCCUGAAGGCAAAAUGCUCGGUGUCGGAUGA
Molecule: messenger RNA, 1368 nt
Organism: Laetiporus sulphureus 93-53
Lineage: Eukaryota; Fungi; Basidiomycota; Agaricomycetes; Polyporales; Laetiporaceae
Exons: 11
Coding region: 1-1368 (455 amino acids)
Source: RefSeq, a predicted model, not a curated record